GUGUUCGGUCGAUUUACAACUGCUACUCUGCCAUACCGGAUCUCCAUUAGCAAGCAAUUCUAGAUUUGACACAAACAUUAGCAUACUUGAAAUUUUUUUCUGAACUCUAAAGUGCAAAUAAACAGAAUUAGAAAUGUGGCUGUCGAUUGGAUUCUGUUCGAUGAUGGCAUCCAUUUGCUUUGCUAACACAAUUGUCGCUCCCUACCAUGUCUCGAUACGUUCCAGUGUUCCUGCGAUUAUUGGUUACUAUCCUCCAGAUAUCGGCGGAAGCGUGUCAGAGCAUAUCGGUAGUGGAGUGAUCAUCAGAGAUAAAUAUAUACUCACUACUGCAAGCUGUUUGUACACUCGUGAUAAAUUCACAAAUUUGAGUCGACUAAUUAAUCCUGGGGAAGUUUUUAUCGUUGCCGGGAAUCUCAGCCUAAGUCCAGCAGCCGAAGCACUCGGCUCGAUGACAACCAUCAGGAGAAACGUUAUAUCCAUCAUACCACACGUCAAGUACAAUGUAUCGAGUGGUGAGAAUGAUAUCGCCCUGCUUAAGCUUGACCGCUCACUUCCACUGUACAAUACGACUUCGGUCCAAUGGAUAGAACUCGUAGGUUCGCAUCUGAGGCCACCCACAACGACCCCUGCCCAUCAACAGCAGCAGCAGACAACGGUUGCGACUAACAACAAAGUUAAUGAAAACUGUUUCAUAAACAUUUAUAACAACUCAGUCGGGGUUUCGAACUAUCCAUACAGUGUGAUAGCGAACGUUAGCACUUUCGACAAGUGGGUUUGUGACGCCCAACGAAGUUCUAAAAUGGCAGCGGUAGUAGCGGGACGGAAUGGAAUUUGCGUCGAAUAUAGGUUUAGCGAAGCCAAAUCCUGUCUGCUCGACUCGGAUGCCCUGAGGAACAGCGCAGAGCGGGGAACAGCAUUGGUAUGCAACUUCAAAUUAGCAGCCAUUUUGGCGGAAAUAAAUCCGCCAUCAAAUCCCCAAAGCUGCAUUGCUAUGAGACGGACGACCGCGUAUUACAUCCCAGUCGAGCCAUAUCUAGAUUGGAUUGUAAGCGAAAUUGGGUUCGUAUAUACCAGCGCUGCCAAUGGGACCAUUGGGUCGUUGACAAGUGCUGCCAUCAACCCCCAACACAAUCCCUCCGGACCACCGGCUGGCUCGUGGAGUGGAGCACAAUCCACGGUGAAACCACACAUCAAUGAAGUGAAACAAAAAUCUACUGCAGCGUCCAUCAACAGCGGAAUCGCAUUAAAACAUAUUCUCUUUAAUUUAUUCAUUCCAUUUGCCUUCGUCUAUCGAUUCCAUCACUGAUGUCCGGUUUGGUCGGAAGUCAUCCCUACCAGAGGGCCUCGAAACUGGAACCACAUAACACAGCGCUUUUUACCACCAUCCCUCUGGCUUACCCGCAACCCCUCGAUCUAUUUUAUGAUUUGACCAUCAGACAACGGAGUAGCGCAGACGAGUAUACUUUUCGCACAUAUCACCAAAUAAACGAAGUAAAAACUUUCAACCUCCACCCACACUUUUACCGCAAGCGGGCAUAAAUAUCGAGUACGUAAACAAAUUUUCCAUCACACGGUUCGAAUGGCUUUCCGGGCACGAGGUGCAAAAAAGGUGCCACUCGCACCGACUGGUUUAAUGAAAUUUUAAUUUCACAAACAGGCCAGAAACGAAUCGAAUUUGGGAGCACACGAAUAUGAGCACAGCAAUUUGAAUAAUUAACACCAACCGGUCGCGAUUUGCUUCGAAAGUCCACCCUAGACCAAAGGGUUGAAUGACAUCGACUGAUGAUUUCCGGAAGUGGCAUAAACCAUAGUCAAUUGCGCAUCGGUUUUUACGCUGUGACUUCCGUGUGGCUAGCGGCAGUAAUGCAUGAAACCCUAUCACACCCCGAAGCUACGCCGGGGCUGAAAAUAAAUCACUACGAACCAGAGAAAAUGUUGCUCGCUACUCAAUCCACCUUACAGUGCAACAGUGCAAUUCAUUUAAUUCGUCGCUGCUUCGAAAUUGUGGAAAUGAUUUGUCUGUGCAAUAAUUACCAAUUUGUUAUUUAAAAAAAAACUGUCCAUGUUUAAUAUCACUAGAAAACAGAAACUGUAGAUGAAUUAAACGUAGGAUUCAAAGAAAAACAGUUCAACUGAAUUAUCUUUUGUAUUUUUUCUUCCGAUAUGACUGCAGCUAUGUUUUCUGUAAAUUGAUUUGCUGCAUGAGUGUAAUAAAAGAGAAAUUCAGAGGCCAAAUUAAUAUCUUUUUCAACAUUUAAACGGUGGUCCUAAAGCGACUCCCCAUGGAUCUCAUGAGUAGUGCUGCCUACCGAUUUUCUAACAGUGUCAAACGAAGAGUGUUACAAUGUUAUCAAUGUGGUCGUAUGGUUACAUUUUUUCUGCUCCCAUCAUGCUCGAGUCUUAGUACCAUCUUUUAUCUCGAAUUUUCAUUGCUUUAAUCGACGA
Molecule: messenger RNA, 2445 nt
Organism: Toxorhynchites rutilus septentrionalis
Lineage: Eukaryota; Metazoa; Arthropoda; Insecta; Diptera; Culicidae
Product: inactive serine protease 54
Exons: 7
Coding region: 134-1306 (390 amino acids)
Biological process (GO): proteolysis
Molecular function (GO): serine-type endopeptidase activity
Source: RefSeq, a predicted model, not a curated record